This is a messenger RNA of Lactuca sativa (garden lettuce), 1458 nucleotides long. RefSeq names its product ent-kaurenoic acid oxidase 1. The record is from RefSeq and is a predicted model, not a curated record. Gene Ontology annotation, molecular function: heme binding; oxidoreductase activity, acting on paired donors, with incorporation or reduction of molecular oxygen; iron ion binding. Gene Ontology annotation, biological process: sterol metabolic process; brassinosteroid homeostasis; multicellular organism development. Lineage: Eukaryota; Viridiplantae; Streptophyta; Magnoliopsida; Asterales; Asteraceae.
AUGGAGAUGGCCAUAUGGUUGACGGUGGUGAUGGGAGUGGUGCCACUGGUACUGUGGUUAUUAUGGUGGUGGAACAAUGCAUGGUACUGGUUAGUUAUCACAACUCUCCGUUCAUCCAAACGAGGCACCAUGCUGCCUCCGGGCCACAUGGGUCUUCCUAUCUUGGGUGAAACGCUCACAUUCCUAUGGUACUUCAAAUUCCUCCGUCGCCCUGAGGACUACAUUACUUCAAAGCGUCAAAAGUAUGGCGAUGGGAUAGGGAUGUAUAAGACACAUCUAUUCGGUAGACCAUCAGUGAUUGCGUUUUUACCAUCGACAAAUAAAUUUGUACUUCGAGAUAACGAAAACUUCAAGUACGGAUGGGCAAUGGUGGAGCUUGUAGGCAAGACGUCACUAACUGGGGUUCAUGGAAAAGCACAUCUUAGGCUUCGGAGUUUUGUUUCUCGAAGCAUUAACCAGCCAAAUGCGCUGCGUAGAAUCGGCCUCGCAGUGCAACCACGAAUGAUCUCAGCCUUACAAUCGUGGACCAAAUGUCAUAAUAUUACUUUCUACGAUGAAAUGAAGAAGGUAACAUUCGAGAACAUUGGUAUGUAUUUUGCUAGUAUUGAGUCUGGCCCUACCCUCGACAAUCUUAACAAAUACUUCGCCGGAAUGAUUAGUGGAUUGAGAGCCUACCCAUUGAAUAUACCAGGAUUUACAUUUCAUCAUGCGCUUCAGUGUCGCAGAAAAAUCCAAGCGAUUUUCAAGGAAGUGUUAGAUGAAAGGAGAAACAACUACAAUGGAGAUGAUCAACCUAUAAAUGAUCUAAUGGAUGGUUUGAUGAAUCUGAAGGACGAGGAAGGGAACCGUUUGAGCGAUACUGAGGUUCUCGAUAACAUGACUAGCAUUCUUCUUGGUGGGUAUGAAUCAAUUGCGGUAGUCACAAUGUGGGCUGUUUAUUAUCUUGCUAAAUAUCCAGAGGUUUUACAAAAGCUUCGGAACGAGAACAUGGCUCUCAAAAAGAGCAAGAGCGAACAACUUGUAACAAGCGAUGAGAUUCUAAAGUUGGAGUACACCAUCAAGGUUGUCGAUGAAACAAUCCGAUUGGCGAAUAUAGCUGGGUUUCUAUUGCGUAUCACAACAAAAGAUUUGGAGUAUAAAGGGUAUACUAUACCGAAGGGAUGGAAUAUGAUUCUGUGGCUUAGGAAUGUCCAUAUAGAUCCUAAAAACUUUGACGAUCCAUUGUGUUUCAAUCCUGAUAGAUGGAAUGGAUCAAUGCUACCAGAAAACUUCCAAGCAUUUGGAUACGGUCCGAGAAUAUGUGCAGGAAAUAUGGUUGCUCGUUUACAAGUCGCAUUGUUUCUCCAUCAUUUGUCCACGGGAUACAAGUGGAAAUUGGUGAAUCCGGAUGCCAAAGUGAAAUAUCUUCCACAUCCUAAACCAGAAGAUGGUCUUCAAAUUACCAUUGAAAAACUAUGA